Molecule: messenger RNA, 4699 nt
Organism: Cinara cedri
Lineage: Eukaryota; Metazoa; Arthropoda; Insecta; Hemiptera; Aphididae
Source: the annotation of a GenBank genome assembly
AUGGAAGUAUGUACUCCACACACUCCAAAGAUGGAUGCUGAACAAACAACCAGCGUGUGCGAACCAACUUCUUCCCAGAAUGAUUUGGUAAAAUUGUUUAAAAAUAUAUAUAUAUAUAUUGUUACUAGCCUACUAACUUUUAAGAACACAUAGGUAUUAGGAAGGUACAUCAUUUUAGAUUCUGUGCGUAUAGCAAGGAAUGUAUUGAUUUUACUGUGGUGUGUUCUUAUUUUCGUUAUAUCUAUUAAUUACUUUUCUACCGAGAACCGUGUCCUAAUCAAAAAAACAAAGAUCUUUUUAGAAUUUUGAAUCUAGUUGGUACAUUGAGGAGGUAAUUUUUUCAUUAUCUAAGUAAUUUUCAUAGUAAUGGGAAAAAUCGAGAAUAAACGCAGGAAAACCGAAAGUUAACUACAUUAACGAUUUUAUAUUUAUUAUUUUCAAUAUAGUUUUUUUAUUCGUUUCUUUAUUUAGUAUUUAAUGAAAUUUUUAAGACCUUACACUUUUAGCAGAAUACAUGUAUAAUGGCCUUUUUUAGAUAUAGUAAAAUUUUCAGAAAAUACCUUGUGGUUUAUUUAUUAGUGCGCGUUUGAUAUUUUCAAGUUUUUUAUUUUUUAUUUGGUUUUUAUGUGAAUAAAAUUGUUUUGGCCAAGUAUUCAAUUUUACUGGAGGUUCAAUAUAAGUUGUUUUUGACGAUCAAAAUUCAUUUUUUAUACGGUUUUAAAGUUAAAAUUUUGGUGAAAUCGUGAAAAUAAUGCGGUCUCUCACAUAUUUUUUGACCACAGUAAAUGUUUGAAAAUUUAACACAAAGUUUAUCAUUUGUUGUAUUUGACAGUUAACCUAAAAGUUGAUCGUAGUAUAAUAUUUUUUUUAAGCAUUUUAAUUUGAAAUGUUUACUCAAAUCCUGAAAUUCAUUGCAUUUUAAUACAUAUUUACUGGAACUUCACUCAGAAUCCUAUUUCUUUAUCAACGAUUUAUCAUUGCUUAUAGAUAUAAAUUAAAGAACUUUAUAUGUCUUAUUAUCUUCUCAACAUUCCAUCAACAGCAAAAAACAACAAAAUUUAAAAUAAUGAAACCAUUAUAAAACCAUUCAUAAAAAUGAAUUUCCAUAAAAUAUCACGAUUUUGUGCAUUUGUUAUUAAGAAAUCUAAACCGAAUAUCCGAAAACCUCUUUUAAACUUACAAACUAAAUACAAUUUUCUCUCAGAAAAGAUUUUUUUUCUUGAAAAUAGAGGAAUUUUUCUGGUUGAAAACAAAUCUGAACAUACUUAAAAAUACGCGUAGUGACUGAUAAAUUAAUACAUUAUCAUUUUUUUCAUAAUUAACGGUUUUUAAACUAAUUUUUAGCGAUGCCUGCACUCAUCAUUUUUAUCAGUUUUGUGAUUACCUAGGUGCAGUUAUUUUAUUCUUCCAUCGCGUAAUCGCGUAAUUUAGUAUCAUACUAUCACCAAUUAGAAAUAAUAUAUUACUGUACAUGUUAAAAAUGUUAGAAUUUAAAACCGCUGUUACAUAGAAAUUAUUCAUCGGAUAUGAAUGCGUGAUGCAUUAAAAUAUUUAGAAUAAUAUCUUUUUACAAAUUGGCUAUAAUGAAAAUUGUUCAAAGUGAAAUAAUAUAGUUAAUUUUUUAUUUUGUGUGUUUAGGGGAUGAAAAUAAAAAUUUAAUUUUUCUACAAAUCAAUGUCUCCCUCAAAGAUCGAUUGAAAAAAAAAAAAAAUUAAUACUUACAGCUUUAGAAAAAUCCGUCAAACACAGUGGGAUACGCUGUAUACACUACUACCUAUAUUAUAACUACAAUAUAUAACAUAUUUUAUAUACCCAUACUACUGUACUGUAUUCUAUGUAUUUUAUGUCUUUGAAUAUUGGUCACGGUUGGUUCGAUUGAAAAUUUGAUAGUUCGACUCAUCACCACUAUUAUACACUUUUUACUGUUUUGUACACAGUUAUAAUAAUUAAAAAAAUAAUAAUGUAAGGGGGUUUUAUUCUUUGAUUAGAAAAAUGUUCGCUGUUAGUAAUUACGCUACACACUGUUUUGCAAAUGAUCGCCGUAUAAUGUCGUCAUCGGUAUUCAUUAUUCAUUACAUUAAAUCAAAAUUUGUCAUAUAUCAUACCGGACCGAGUGAAAGAGCUACUACCCUGUCUCUCCACCACAGAUACGCCUAGUGAUGUAAAUUUGUAUGAACAUUUCUUUUGUAGGAAAUGUUCUUAAAAUUGUUCAUCAAUUUCUCAACAAAUAAAUCCCUUGAUAUUAUUAAAAAUUAAAUUUAAAAAAAUAAAAAAUAUUAUUAAAAAUUUCGUAUAUUUACUUCAGUGUAAAUGUUGAUUUGUUGAGUGUGCAAACAUUUUACUACUUUUUACUAAAUUGUUGUUAUUUAUUGUUUGUCAUUUCUACAAUUUUACACUCUUUUUUAUAAGUAGUAUCAUUGUAUUUGGUUUUAACACAAGACCACAAGUCACAACUAAUUAUAAAUUAUAAUUGAUAAUUAGUUUGUAUUCAACAUGUAUUUACCUAUAUAUAUUAAUUUUUGUUUAUGUGCAUAGUCGUUUAAUUCUUAUUUAAAUAAUAAAUAUUUAACUUUAUAACAAAUUAGAAAAAAAAAUAAGAAGAAGAUUAUACAUUCCGGUUACAUUAACUACACUUUGCCGUUCGCAGUAAUUACAUAUAUAGUGUUUACUUGUUAAACUCAGUUCCAUAACGCGUGCAAUGAAAUAGACAUUUUUUUUAAUUGUUAAGCCAUUGUGGAAUGUAGAAAUUAUCAAUAGUCAAAACAGUCAUGUUUCACCUAAUUAUUAUCAUUUAUAUUAGAUUCAAGCAUUGAUAACUAAAAAUAUAAAUGUCUGUGUUGCAGCGAUACUAACCAAACAACCCCAAAAACUAAUUAUGUUAAGAAACGCACAUAACAAUUAAAAUUUUUGGUAAAUUUAAACGAAAAAAAUGUUCAAGCUUGCACCUCUAAGUACGCCACUGUUGCGAUCUUUUUCUGCUACUGCGCUAGUGAAUUCCAAAAAAUGUUUACACUUUUCGAGGUAACAACUAAUAACGAGUAUUUUACGGAAAAUUAAUCACCUAUGUGUUUGAAAUUCAAACGGUAUUGCACUAAUAUAAUAAUAAAAAAAACUUAACACACGGGUGCAGUCACUGCUGUAAGAGGGAAGAUAGAAAGAUACGAUACAGAAAGACAUUUAAUGUAUAUCUGUAAGCAACUAUAAACCAUUGCUAACGAAAAAACGAUUCUGGGCGGAGUUCAGUUAUUAGUGAUGAUUUAUCAAUAAUAUAUGUGUCAUAUUAUGGUAAAAUAACUAUACAGACAUUAAAUAUUUUCUUUAGUAAUAUUUGUUUAAUAUUGUACCGAUUUUCCUACGUUUUUCUCGGUUUUCUCGUGUUUUUUCCCGGUCUUUCACAUUUGCUAGGAAAACUCUUAAGAAAAUCGAAAAAUAACCUAUUUCGAGUGCCUCCUCAGUCAAAUUUCCUUUCACUAAAAGUGCUGUCAUUGUAAAUUGGAGCAAGGUUGCUAGUUGAAAAGUUGUUCAAAGAUAAAAAAAAUAAAUAAACAUCAUUGUAAAAUUAUUACAUUCGUUUCUCUGCUUAGAAUCUAUAAUUGUAAUGAACGUGUGGGGUCACAUGGUCACAAAUAUAUCACUAUACUUAAUACUCAUAGGCUUACAAAAUGGCCUCAUAUUUUCAGUUUAACCCGAAUACACAAUUAAUAUGAGAUACUUAGCAUUCGCUAUUAUUUUUUAUAUCUAUUUCAAUAAUAAACAAAUGAAUAACGACAGAUAAUAUACUGUUCAAUUUUAUUAAAUUGAAAUACCUAAAAUUACGAUAUUAUAACAGCAUUGAUAAUAUUGUGUGAUAAUCAUCGCAAUUAUAUAAUUUUAUACAAUAUCGUCAUGCUUCAAUCACCAGUUUUAUAAUUUAUAUAUAAUACAAAACAAAUAACAUAAGUAAAAAUAAUGUAUUAAUUUUUUAAUAAAGGAAAAUAGAAAACACAUAUCAAAAUAUAUCAAAUGUAUUCCAGAAAAUGAAAAAAAUAAUACAAAAUUGAAUAUAAAACUGAAUCGCUCCCGCAUGAAAACCAUUCUUUUAAAUGGAAAUAUGUCAACAUGUGUGCGUGUGUCGAACAAAAAGUAUUUUGUUAUUAAUACAUGUUCAUUUGAUUCGAUAGCGGCGAUGAUAUCUAUGGCCUAUCUUGAUCAUAAUCAGUAUAAAAAAUACAUUGAUUCUGUUUCAAAUGAUUUUUUAACAUUUUGCAAAAAUAUAGCAAAAAAAGGUACAACCAGACAAACAUAUGUUUCGCGUUUACUUUUAUUAAAAACUAUAUUUAGCACGGAUAAAGGAAUAACUGAAGUAAAAUUAAUCGAUGCUAAAUGUAAUGUACUACAUAUAAUUACACAACUUUUGAAAAACACUCCAUCAGCUACAGAAAGAAGAAUAUGCUCUAAUACUAAAUGUAUGAAUGCCAAAGACACAAUGAAAUUCAGUCCAACGAUUAUUUUAAAAUUUAGUUAUGACUUUGAGAAUUUGGAAAGAUCAUUAGUUGAUUACACCGCACCAAUGUUUAGUGAAUGUUCUGUGUGCCAUGGAAUAUUAACAUCAAGAAGAACACUCAAUAAACAUUUGUUCAUUGAAACUGACUUUUUCAAUAAUGAGGAAUUUGCACUAACGGAUUUCCCACAAACAUGUAAAAUUAACAACUCAAGGUAA